AUGUACGGUGUAGGUCCGCCUUACCGUGAAAUAACGCAGUACACCGUGCCAGCUCCGAUCGUGACCGAUAGAAGCCGGCGACGAUCCACCGGGCGCACCCGCAACGAGCGGCGGUGCGCAAACCUGAUGCCGCAAUUGCAUCCCGACAUGUCGACAAAGAUGUCGAGAAGGCGCUUGGACAUUGCGCUCGAGCAGAGCCUCUCCUGUGACCAAUCACGGCAAGAGUCACGCCCAAUGGCUUGGCUGGACCCUGAGAUGAGCAUCACAACGAGCUACCACCACCAUCCCGCCAUCGAUCAUGACAUCCAGCCCAUCUAUUGA
Clonostachys byssicola is the source of this 321-nucleotide messenger RNA. Lineage: Eukaryota; Fungi; Ascomycota; Sordariomycetes; Hypocreales; Bionectriaceae. The record is from the annotation of a GenBank genome assembly.